CUGGGGGCAGAGGACGGCAGGUCGGGGGCUGGUGGGAGAGGCAUGGCUCACAAACGGAGGGAUGGGCAAGUGCAAGAAGAACGAGUUUCAGGUGAGGCGGUGGCGGUGGGCGCAGCAGUGGGGGUGGCGGCGACGGUGUGGGCCAGGGGUGGACUGCUGGUGGCGCUGCUGAUGCUGCAGUCGGUGUCGGGGGCGGUGCUGGGCGCGUUUGAGGCUCUGGUCAAGGCGCAUGUCAUUGUGGUUGUCUCUCUGACCAUGGCGGUGGGCGCGGGAGGGAACGCGUCGAAUCAGGCUGCGGUGGCGAUGAUCCGCGCUCUGGCCACCGGAUCGGUGACGCCUGCGACGGCGGUGAGGGCCAUGGCUCGUGAAGCCGCCAUCGGCCUGGGGCUGGCGGCGGUGAUGGCUGCGGCGGCCGGCGCUCGGACGGCGUAUGCGGUGACGAUCGGUGGCGCAGCGCCGGACGAUGAGGCUUUGGUCACCGCGUCGAUUGCCGCCAUCGCCAUUGCUGUCGGUGCCAUCGUCUUUAUCUCGGUCGUCCUGGGAGCGAGCCUCCCGCUCGCGCUCCAUGCCAUCGGACUCGACCCUGCGCACGCCGGGCCUGUUGCCCAGGUCUCGAUGGACAUCAUCGGUGUCGCCGUCGUGUGCGUCGUCUGUGGCGCGCUGCUUCCCACUCCAGCGGCGGGCGCAGCGACUAUGGCUGGCAGCGGCUGGCAUUCGGCGCGGCCGGCGGCGCCCACUACUGGCGGCGGGCGCGGGCUGGUGAACUCGGCAACGAUGCGGCUGGUGGCGACGUUUGUGUUCUGGUUUGCAUCGUCGAUUGUAUCAUCAAACGUGAAGAAGGCAGUGCUGAACGGGAUCUCAUUGCCGCUGGCGCUGACAACGUUCCAGUUUGGGGCGUGCGCGACGUGCACUCUGCUGUACAUCCGUGUCUUCCGCAUCCCGUCGCAGCCACACGGACGCGGGUACGGCAAGGCCGCGGCGGUGGCGCCGGACGCGCUGCCGCUACAUCACGACGAGCGGCCGCACAUGCAGCAUGCGCUGACGCUCAACGAGAUGCUUACCAAGGUUGUGCCGCUCUCGCUCACCCAAGUCGCGGCGCACUUCUUCACGGCCUUCUCCAUGUCGCUUGUCCCGGUCUCGUACAUGCACACGGUCAAGGCCAUGGGCCCGAUCUUCACCAUUAUUGUCUCGACAGUCUUUCUCAGCAAGAGCUAUCCGCGCAAGGUAUGGAUUGCGCUCAUGUUCAUCUUUCUUGGCGUCUCGCUGGCGUCGGCCACUGAGCUGGUCUUUGACAUGCUCGGCCUCAUUGCAGCGGCGUCGUCGGCGCUCAUUGGCGUCAUCCAGUCGCUGUACUCGAAGCACAUGCUGAGCUCGAUGUCGAUCUCGCACGAGCAUCUGCUGUUCUACUCGUCGGCUGUUUCGUUUGUCAUUCUUCUUCCUGUGGCGCUCGUCUACGACGGGGUCCGUGUUCUCGACGCGCGGCUGUCCGAGGUUGGCUGGCUGCUGGUGCUCCUUGCCGGCUCACACUUUGGCCAGUCGAUCGGUGCCUUCCAGUUCCUGGCGUAUGUGACGCCGCUAGCGUAUGCCAUCGCCAACACUUGCAAGCGCCUGGCCAUCAUUGUCUCGUCCGUCGUUUACUUUGCACACCCGGUCUCUGCGCUCAACGCGCUCGGUAUGCUCAUUGCGUUUGGUGGACAGGCUGCGUAUGUGGUCAUCAAGUCGUCAGGCCGCUAAUUGUGAGCUGGACAGUGGUGCCUGUGGGUGUGCGGACGGCUCUCGAUCAGUGGUGGUGCCCCUUGCACUCUCGCCCGCCGUGUGAAUGCCGCCCUGAUGCAGCAGCGUGGCGACAGGUAGUGCCACAUUUCCGCGGAAAGCGGACGACGUUGGAGCACAUGGCGCGACCAAUGAUGACCACGGCGAGAAUGACGCAAAAGACGAUCGGGAGCGCAACGAGGAAGACGCUGACCGGGUCGUUGUCGUCAGCCCAAGCACCCGCAGACUUGCUGAUGAGGUGCGGGACGACUAUGGUCUUCCAGAACUCGUCGCCCGCGCGCCCUGCGCCGCACACAACGACAGCUUCGUCCAAAAUGGUAAAGCCGGC
Molecule: messenger RNA, 2101 nt
Organism: Thecamonas trahens ATCC 50062
Lineage: Eukaryota; Apusomonadida; Apusomonadidae
Exons: 2
Coding region: 43-1734 (563 amino acids)
Biological process (GO): monoatomic cation transport
Cellular component (GO): Golgi apparatus
Molecular function (GO): antiporter activity; monoatomic cation transmembrane transporter activity
Source: RefSeq, a predicted model, not a curated record